Acanthosepion pharaonis is the source of this 1794-nucleotide messenger RNA. The record is from the annotation of a GenBank genome assembly. Lineage: Eukaryota; Metazoa; Mollusca; Cephalopoda; Sepiida; Sepiidae.
AUGCUCUUCUUUUUCUCUCUUUCGUUUUCUUUCUUUAUUUGUUUUUUCGGUUUCUUUUUCUUUUGUCUAAUUAUUUGUCUUUUUCUUUCGUUUUUCUUUCUUUCUUUACCUUCAUCUCUUUCUUUCUUUCGUUUUUCUUUCAUUCUUUAUUUGAUUUUUCUUUUUUUUCCAUCUAUCUAUCUCUUUCUUUCUUUCUUUCUUUCUUUCCUUCUUUCUUUGCAUUUUCGGUUUCGUUCCCUUUGUCUACCUCUUUCUUUCUUUCUUUCUUUCUUUCUUUCUUUCUUUCUUUCUUCAUCCCAUUCUACACAUUUUCUUUCUUUCUUUCUUUCUUUCUUUCUUUCUUUCUUUCUUUCUUUCUUUCUUUCUUUGAUCUUGCGGUUUCUUUCCCUUGUCUACCUAUUUCUUUCUUCCUUUCUUUUCUUUCUUUCUUUCUUUCUUUCUUUCUUUCUUUCUUUCUUUCUUUCUUUCUUUCUUUCUUUGCUUUUUCGGUUUCUUUCCCUUAGUCUACCUCUUUUUCUUUCUUUCUUUCUUUCUUUCUUUCUUUCUUUCUUUCUUUGCUUUUUCGGUUUCUUUCCCUUUGUCUACCUUUUUCUUUCUUUCUUUUUUCUUUCUUUCUUUCUUUCUUUCUUUCUUUCUUCAUCCCAUUCCACACAUUUUCUUUCUUUCUUUCUUUCUUUCUUUCUUUCUUUCUUUCUUUCUUUCUUUUUUCUUUCCACACAUUUUCUUUCUUUCUUUCUUUCUUUCUUUCUUUCUUUCUUUCUUUCUUUCUUUCUUUCUUUCCACACAUUUUCUUUCUUUCUUUCUUUCUUUCUUUCUUUGCUUUUUCGGUUUCUUUCCCUUUGUCUACCUCUUUUUUUCUUUCUUUCUUUCUUUAUUUUUUCUUUCUUUCUUUGCUUUUUCGGUUUCUUUCCCUUUGUCUACCUCUUUCUUUCUUUCUUUCUUUCUUUCUUUCUUUCUUUCUUUCUUUCUUUCUUUAUUUUUUCUUUCUUUCUUUUCUUUUUCGGUUUCUUUCUCUUUGUCUACCUCUUUAUUUCUUUCUUUCUUUCUUUAUUUUUUCUUUCUUUCUUUGCUUUUUCGGUUUCUUUCCCUUUGUCUACCUCUUUCUUUCUUUCUUUCUUUCUUUCAUUGCUUUUUCGGCUUAUUUCCUAUUAUCUUUAUAUUCUUUCUUUGCGUUUAAUUCUUUCUUUCAUCUUUUUCCUUUAUAUUUAUUUACGUUCCCUUCCUUGUCUUCCUUUACUUUUCAAAACUUUCUUAAUUUCUUUUUUCGGCUUGUCUUUCCUUAAUUUUCCUGGUUUCUUUUUGAGCUUCUGUUUCUUCCAUGAGUCCCUCUGUGAAAUUUUUUCUUCCCCUUUCCCUCUUUUUCGUUUCUUCCUAUUUGGCAUGUUUUCAUUUCUUCCAUAUUCCUUGGUUUACUUUUCUUUCCUUUAUUUAUUGCCUUUUUCUAUUCAUUCAUUUGUCCUUUCUCUUUUAUCUUUCGGAUUCCUAUUGAGUCUUAAACUUAAUGUACAAAUUAAAUCUUUCUUCUUAUUCUUUCUUUGGAUUUCAUAUUUCUUUCAUUCACUUCACAUUUCCUUCCUUAGCCAAAACUGCACAAAGAAUUCCUUUAGGAAACACUUUCUCUUACCUUAUUUCCUUCCACGCUGUUCGCCAUUUUUCGCUUUCUUUCUUAGCUAUUCUUCCAUGUUUAACAUGAGGGUACUUUUUGAAUUCAAUAAUAUCUAUCUAUCUAUCUAUCUAUCUAUCUAUCUAUCUAUCUAUCUAUCUAUCUAUCUAUUCCAGUCUGUUCUUAUCUAA